This is a messenger RNA of Diorhabda sublineata, 947 nucleotides long. RefSeq names its product cytochrome P450 4C1-like. The transcript is spliced from 7 exons. The coding region runs from base 1 to 933 and encodes 310 amino acids. Lineage: Eukaryota; Metazoa; Arthropoda; Insecta; Coleoptera; Chrysomelidae. Gene Ontology annotation, molecular function: heme binding; oxidoreductase activity, acting on paired donors, with incorporation or reduction of molecular oxygen; iron ion binding. The record is from RefSeq and is a predicted model, not a curated record.
AUGACUAUAACUGAUAUUUUUUUGAAUAAUUCAAAUGUUGACUCGAAAUCAAGUUGGAACACAUCCAAAUAUACGGAAAAAUCAGAUCAUUUUAUUAGAUUAUACUUAGUUGUUAUUUGCUGUACAGUUUUCUUCACAUGGUACGUCAAAUGGUUGUGGAAUAGAAGGUACCUUUAUAUUCAUUCCAGAAAUGUACCAGGACCCUACGGGUUACCAUUUAUAGGAUAUGCUUAUCUAUUUUUCUUAUCUGAAAAAAACGAUAUAAUAAAAGUUAUUACCGAUAUACGAAAAAUAUAUCCUGAUAUAUGUGCUUUAUGGUUAGGUACUAGUCUUUAUUACGCGGUGUCUAAACCAGAACAUAUUGAAAAGAUUUUAACGAGUUCCAAAGCUUUGGACAAAGAUUCUCUUCAUAAAUUUCUUUCAUUCGUUAUUGGCGAAGGUCUAUUGACAGCCAAAGUACAAAAAUGGAGAAAACACAGAAAAAUUUUCAGGCAAGCUUUCAAUCAAAGAAUUCUUAAUGCAUACCAAGCAGUUUUUUUGGAAGAAGGGGAAAUUUUUGUCAAACAAUUGCAAAAAAAUGGAGCAGACACAACUGCAACAGCGCUUAAUUGUAUUUUCACGUUAUUGGGCAUGUUCCGAGAUGUACAGCAAAACGUUUUGGAAGAAAUCUUGGCGAUUCUAGGACCCGAUAGACCAGUAUCUCCAUCAGAUUUACCUGAAUUGAAAUACACUGAAAGAGUUAUCAAGGAAAGUUCGCGAUUAUUUCCGGUAGCAGCUUUGUUUGCUAGAAAUAUAACCGAGGAUAUUGAUGCAGGUGAUAUAGUUUUCCCUGCGGGUAGUUCUGUUGUUUUUUGUAAGUUACAUAUACAAAGGAAUCCAAAAUAUUGGCCGGAACCACUCAAAUUCGAUCCUGAUUUCUACCUGAAAAUGUAGCUAAUAGUAGAGGA